Messenger RNA from Triticum turgidum subsp. durum (durum wheat), 1320 nucleotides. The record is from the annotation of a GenBank genome assembly. Lineage: Eukaryota; Viridiplantae; Streptophyta; Magnoliopsida; Poales; Poaceae.
AUGAAGGGCGCGUCCGUCCCCGCGGUUGUGGGCAUGCCUUCGCCGCUCUUUCUUUGGCGGUUUAAGGCUAUAUUGUUUCUCCUAUGGGGUUUAUGCUGUUGUAAGAUAGGGUGGGACUCGGUUAUGAGGAUGAGUGCUGAUCUGCGAGAUUUAUUUCUGUAUGAGGUUUUCUUAUACUAUAAUCCUCUCUUCCUUGUGGCACUUAUGAUUUGGUUAUGGGGAGUGAAUUUGUGGGUCUUUGCACAAUCAUCAGUGAAUUAUGUAAAGGUGUUUGAUCUUGCGCAAACACAUUUAUCACACCGAGAAAUUUGGAGGUGUGCUACUUGGCUUACUUUAAUUGUUCCCACAAGUAUGACAGCUUACCUAUACCUGUACUCACAUGGGGAAGUGUCACUUGCUGCUUCUCAACCAGUUCUGUUGUAUGCUAUCCUUUUGAUAGUCCUCCUUUCUCCGUUUGAUAUGUUUUAUUUAUCAUCGCGCUUUUACUUCCUGAGGACAAUGUUGCGUAUAAUACUUCCAUUGCAAGCAAUUACAUUCCCCGACUUCUUUUUGGCUGAUAUUUUUACAUCCAUGUCAAAGUAUGUUUCGGGAGAAAAUGCUAUCUACGUGAAAAUGCUGUGUGUGCUAUUGGUGUUCUCAGAUUUGGAACGUUCAGUUUGUCGCAUGGUCAAUCGUCAGGUGGCGACAAUCGCUUGGUUUGAAGCUGAUUCAAUUUGUGGUAGCCACUCUAUAGCUAUUCCUCUAGUCCUCGUGCUCCCUUAUUUGUGUCGUUUCUUCCAAUGCCUUCGACAGUACAAGGAUACAAAGGAGAAGAGUUGUCUUCUGAACGCACUCAAGUACUCGACAGCAGUCCCGGUGAUUUUUUUAUCGGCGCUCAAGUAUCAUGUAUUCCCUGACCAGUGGGUUAGCUUUUACCGUCCCCUCUGGCUUAUUUCGGGGGUUAUAAAUUCGCUGUAUUCCUUCUACUGGGAUAUAAAGCGUGAUUGGGAUUUGAGCAUUUUAACCAGGAUUUUCAUGUUCAAAAGCCCAAGCACAUGGACAAGCCUUCUUUAUGGGCGGAACUGGGUGUAUUACUGGGUGUUAGGCAGCAAUCUCAUUCUCCGCUGCACAUGGACAUACAAGCUGUCGGCGCAUCUUCGGCACAACUACCUCACAGUGUUUGCGAUAACAGCUUUGGAAAUGCUGAGGCGGUUUCAGUGGGUUUUCUUCCGCGUGGAGAAUGAGUGGAACAAGAUGACAGCCAAGCAAAAUUUUGAAAUGUCAUCCGAUAUGCCCUCAGAAUCAGACAGGCUACUGGAGUCUAAUAGUCACACAGUAUGA